Anneissia japonica is the source of this 3421-nucleotide messenger RNA. RefSeq names its product tether containing UBX domain for GLUT4-like. The record is from RefSeq and is a predicted model, not a curated record. Gene Ontology annotation, molecular function: protein binding. NCBI's taxonomy places the organism in Eukaryota, Metazoa, Echinodermata, Crinoidea, Comatulida, Comatulidae. The transcript is spliced from 12 exons. Bases 149 to 1789 code for a protein of 546 amino acids.
CUUUCAAAAGUUACAGUUUUUGGAUUUUUAUACUCAGUCAGAUAACUAUUUUUAUCUUGUUAUUUGUUAUUCUUUAUUCCUAGAUAUAUAUUGAAUAUUUUGUGUUCUUUGCAGACAUCAAAGGAAGAUUCUUGAUCCGAAAUUGUCAAUGAGAUUUAGUAAUAUUCCAAACAAUGCAAAGUUAGAGCUUGUUAAGGCAGACAAAUUGAGGACAGAGUCGUCAACGCAUAUAGCCCUACAACUGCCUGAAGGGCAAAGGUUACAGCAUGCAUUCUCACCGAGUUCAAGUUUGUGGGACAUCAUUGAGCAUUGGCAACAAACUCUUCAGAGAAAGCUUCUUGCUGAUUAUUCUGAAGAUGGUCAACCUAUGGAACCAAAUCUUGUAUACUUGACACACAAUAUCUCUGGAGAAACUAAGUUGAAAGAAACCAAGUUAAGGUCAAUUGGAUUGACAGGCGGUAAAGCUGUCAUUCGUUUGUCUGGACGUGUCAUUCCUGCUGACCAACAGUUAACUACAGCGGAAAGUCCAGAAAAGAAGAAGCCGAAGCUUGAAACUUGUAGCUCAGAGUCAUACAUGAAAAAAAUGGACAUAGUUGAAGGAACUGAAAAUCCAUCUCAUUCUACAGACUUCCAUCAGGAAGAAAUGUGUGAUGGUGAACCUGAAGAACAUUCAAAGGCAGUCAGUGCUGACACAUUCACUGAUUUUAAUGUGGAACAGAAUCAUCUUAGACCAGAGCAACAGAAAGACACUGAUGCAAAUAUUGAAAUCUCAGAGACUGUAAAAACAACAACCUCUCCAGAGGUCGAUAAUAGAAGCAAAGAAUCAAAGGGUAGUGGGGCACCUGUAAAAGAAUCCCAGCAGAGGCCUGAUGUUGAUGUCAGGAUGGAGACAACGGUCGAGACACCUGUUAGUGAACCUCAAGAGAACCUUGGGCCUGAUGUUAGGAGAAAAGAGACAAAAAGUAAAGAGGCACCUGUUAGAGAACCUCUACAAAAUCCUAGAUUACAUGAAAGUCCGUUUGCAGAUUUCAAGUUCCCAGAAUGUGUCACAGAUGUCGAAAGCAAUUCUGAGAUGAACAUUGAUGAAAGCAGUGAGCCACAGGUAUGUGAUCGUGAGGCUGUGGUGUUUGAUUUAUCUGGCGACAAUGUACCAGAAAUGAGCAAUGAUACACCAGAUGAAUUCUUUGAAGUAACUGUUGAUGAUGUAAGGAAAAGGCUCGCUGACUUGAAACACCAAAGUGCCAGUGAUGCACCCCUGCAAACAAGUAAAAUGAGAGAAAACAAGGAAAGGCAGAAAAUGUUGCGUUACAAAAAAAUUGUUGUUCGUAUUGUCUUCCCUGACAAGACUGUCCUACAGGGAUUCUUUAGACCACAAGAAACAGUGCAAGCCCUAUUUGAGUUUGUGCAGACAUCUUUAGAAGAGAAAUCACUAGAGUUUUAUCUUUAUACUUCACCACCAAAAACAAUUUUGAAGAAUAGGACAGAAACAUUUUUUGAGGCCACCUUGUUUCCUGCUGCGAAGGUUUAUUUUGGAUGCAAGGACAAAAGAAGUACUUGGCUGUCUCCAUCGCUUCUUGGCUCAAUAACACCAGUGGCAGUUGUUAACAAAUCUUUGAAAAGCAUUAGUGAGACAGGCUUCAUAGAAACUGCCAACAAACCAAGCACCUCUGAAGGGCAGAGCCUUGAAAGACAAGAAGCUUCUACCGUGGCAGCAAGUAAGCGACCAUCACCUAGUGCAACUACUAACUCUCAGAAGAUACCAAAAUGGUUCAAACUUGGCAAGCAAUAAAGUAGAGCAAUAACAUGAUACAGAUGACAUCCUGUUGUGAGUGCAUUGCUUAGAAUCUCUCAUCUGAACUUAACAUGAUACCGAUGACAUCCUGGUGCAUUGCUUAGAAUCUCUCACCUGAACUUAACAUGGUAUCGAUGACAUCCUGACAUUAGUCAUUCAAAGCUCCUAUCAUUAAUACAUACAAUAAAAUAGUUGUCACAUUUAAACAUAUAAACCCGGGCACUCAAUGCUUCUCACGACGAGUCCAACUCCGUCGGUUUUCGGUCUGAACGGAUUGUCAUUAAAAAUGAUCCGCUUCACCGCAUUGUGUUCUUCAUAGAAUCGUGUCGAUCGACGACCGUCGUGCGCAGUGAGUGACCGGCUUAAGGAUAAGGAUACUAUAAUAUACUUAUCUACAUAAUAAAUUACAGAGCAUAUUUAAAUUAAAUAAUAACAGCAUUUAACAUGUGGAUUAGGAGAUCUAAAAAUCAUGAUGUUCAAGAGUCCAGAUCUUAAUUAGUGGUAUUUGGAAUUGAUUGAGUGAUUGACAUUUUUGAUAAUCAAAUCCACUUUAUUAAUAACUACUUGUAGUUUGUGCGAAUGACCUUUUGUCAUACCACUAAACCGAACUAAUGAAACGUAUAAAAUUACACUUUGCAUGACCAAUGAAUAGUAUAGUUAAGAAAUUGUUACAUUUACAUGAAAUUGAUAUUUUCGCAUACAAUGUCAUCUGUUCUUAUCUUUUCUUAAGAUUGAUUUACAUUGUUUAUCCCAUUUCAUUUUUUUUUCCUGUGGUAAUCCAUAAAUAUUUACAUUUGUAACCAUUUCAACAUGGAUCAGAUCGGACAUGUUGCACUAUUAUCAAAUACUUGUACUGUAUAAACUAUAUUUAGUUGACCUUAACAGUAGAUUCUAGCUGACCACUUUACAAACCAAAACGCAUGGAGCAAGUUAUAGCCAUGAAUUCUAGGAAGCCUAGAUGCAGGAGUUCCACCAGUGGGUUUGCCAGCUGGGCCCUGGCCUAGCCGUCAGGGACGCUUGGCCGAGCCGUGGUACAAUCUGCUGGGAAAAAAUUAAUUAGAAAUAUUUUCUAAGCCAGCAUGCAUGACAGUGCCAUUUUCUGGCAUGUAAAUGUGAUAUAACCUUACUGUUUAUUGUUGUUGCAUCAGCCCCAAAUAUAGUGAGGCUGAUGUGUGCCUGGCCCAUCUCUGAAAAAUGUUGGCACCACCCUUGCUUGGACGUAUUGUUAAAAAAAAUAGUCAAAAUUGACAUUAUUCUGAUUUACGAUUGUCACUGGGACGAAGCACAGUGACAAGUUGUCACUAGACCUGCGUAACAAUUGCUAUAUUUGUUUUUGGCUGGCUUGUUUACAGUAUAAUUAUGAGGUUUAGUAAAUGCUGUGAAAAAGUUCUUGGCAUGGCAUUACUUGUAUAUAAGUAUUAAGUUUAGGCUAGGUGCUAUACAAAUAUUUUACAAAUUAUAUAAAUGCAAAUAAUAUCCAAUAAUAGUUCAAAUUUAACAGAGGAAGUUUGAGUAAACUGUUGGAUUUAAUUGGAAAAACCUUAUUAAUAUAACCUACGCCCUAUUACUUUAAAUUGGAAAUAAGACGUUUUGUUUAUUGAACAAAUAAAACGAAAUAUGUGAAAUAAA